CUCCUCAGGGCGGCCGCGGGCUCCGCACGGCCUCGCCCGGCCUCGGGGAGGUGCCGCUGACCAGCGAGCGGUACCGCGUGCGGCGCCUGCCCUUCUCCCGCCUCAGCCCCCGGGACGUGGCGUUCUUCGAGCGCCUGAUGCCGGGCAGAGCCGUCACGGACCCGGAGGAGUUGGAACCGUUUAACGUGGACUGGCUGAAGUCGGUCCGAGGCUGUAGCAAGCUGUUGCUGAAGCCGCAGACAGCAGCGGAGGUGUCUCAGGUUCUCAGGUACUGCUCUGAGAGGAACCUGGCAGUGAACCCGCAGGGGGGUAACACGGGCCUUGUCGGGGGCAGCGUUCCUGUCUUCGAUGAGAUCAUUCUCUCCACUGUUCUCAUGAGCCGGAUCAUCAGCUUUGACACCGUGUCUGGAAUCCUUGUGUGCCAAGCUGGCUGCAUCUUAGAGAAACUCAACGAGUACUUGGAGGAGCGGGGGUUUAUCAUGCCUCUUGACUUGGGAGCGAAAGGUAGCUGCCACAUCGGUGGUAACGUGGCCACAAAUGCUGGAGGCUUGCGGCUCCUGAGAUACGGCUCCCUCCGAGGGACCGUGCUAGGACUGGAAGUGGUGCUGGCAGAUGGCACAGUCCUGGACUGCUUGGCAUCUCUGCGCAAAGACAACACUGGCUACGAUUUGAAGCAGCUUUUCAUCGGAUCUGAGGGGACCUUGGGAGUUAUCACGGCUGUCUCCAUACUCUGCCCUCAGAAACCGAAGGCUGUGAAUCUGGCAUUCCUAGGGUGUCAGAAUUUCUCUCAGGUUCUGGAAACCUUUACAACCUGCAGAGCCAUGCUGGGAGAGAUCCUGUCUGCCUAUGAGUUCAUGGAUGAGAAGUGCAUGGAAUUGGUUGAGAAACAUCUCAAGCUAUCCUGCCCAGUAAGAGACAGCCAUUUUUAUGUUUUAAUUGAAACUUCGGGCUCUAACUCAACCCACGAUGAAGAAAAAUUGAACAGCUUCCUAGAACAGGCCAUGACUUCUGGAUUAGUCACUGAUGGAACUGUGGCAACAGAUGAUAAGAAGAUAAAGAUGCUGUGGAGCCUCCGGGAGAGGAUCACAGAGGCUCUCACUCACGACGGCUGUGUUUACAAAUACGACAUCUCCCUGCCUGUGGGGAAGCUGUAUGAUCUCGUGACUGACAUGAGGGCUCGGCUGGGCCAGAGUGCCAAAAAUGUGGUGGGCUACGGCCACUUGGGAGAUGGAAACUUGCACUUGAACAUCACAGCAGAAUCCUACAGCCAUUCCCUGCUGGAUGCCAUUGAACCAUUUGUGUAUGAGUGGACUGCAAGAUACAAUGGCAGUAUCAGUGCAGAGCACGGAUUGGGCUUCAAGAAAAAGCAGUUCAUUCAGUAUAGCAAACCCAGCGAGGCAGUCUUUUUAAUGCAGCGCUUCAAAGCCAUGUUAGACCCCAAAGGGAUCCUCAAUCCAUACAAGACACUGCCUUCCAGCUCCUGAAGCAACAUGUUCUGAGAAGCAAGCAGGUGCCAUCACGAGAGGACGACAUCUGUAGCUCGAUAACUGUCCUUUAACACCAAACUGAGGGAUCAAGCAAGCAUGUAGAAUGCUCCUCGGCUUAUUUUCUUAGUGUGAUGGAACAAGUAAAGGAAUGUGGUUCCUCUUUUCAGGGGUGUCUGCUCUUUCUGAAGAAGAGCACAUUACGGGUUUUCGCUGUGUAGGCUUUCUGUUUAAUCUGAACACUGAAACAAAGCGUACAGAUUUUUUUUUUAAUCUUACCUGCUUUUUCUACCGUGGGUAUGAUGUUUAGCGUUGGUAGUAGAACACUUACUCCUUACAUCUCUCAAGCUCUGGUGAUCGCUGUUUUUCUUUCCUUUCUGUUUCGUUUACUGCAUGCAUUCUGCAGUCAAACAGUGAGAUUAGCAAAGAUCUUUGACUUUCUCCAUCAUCUGUGUAAUAUCCUUGUUGAGGUAAAACUGUGCAAUUAGAAGUCAGACCUUGUAAAUCCUGUAGCAAGCACUACUUUUCAGAAGGGAGGGACCUUUGGAGUUUUAUAUUGCCUUUAUCUGAAAUGACCUGCCAAAUUAUGAUAGUAGAAUUGUUUGUUAAAAAUAGAACAUUUACCACCCUUCUCGCUUACCUGUCUUGGUGAGGUUGGUAGGGUGGAAUCAGGGUUCACGGCAUGUGGCUAGCACCAGAGCCAGCUGGUAGCAGCAGUGCCCUUGCCAGUGUGCAGCAUUUGGGGGUUCCUUACAGCAUGAGACCUGCAUGCACAUGGGGCUGAACAUCAAGAGGCCGGCCUUCUGCUUGUGGUGGGGCUUCAGAUCCCACUCUGCCAACCGCUGCCCUGACGCUGUAAGAGCACUGCAGUAUUUUGUUACAUUUUAUGUAUGUGACUGCGGCAUACCAACAUCAAAAGUAUUACAAAUCUGAGUCCACAGAGAUAUGAGGAGGAUUUUAUCAGUGAUGUUUUGGGACCACAGCAGGUAAGGACUAACCAGCCAGACACAUACAUCCUUCCUGCAUGUGGUUUCUGUUUCUGAGGUCCUCCACCAAAUUUGACUUGUAUGAGUUCAUCUGGACAGCUCUUUCCAGCCCCUGGGUUCUGCCCUUAGCCUUAUCUUGGAUUUUGCCAAGGUUGUAUUGGAGCAUUAUGGGUUGGAACAGGCAAGCACUGGGAGCAGUGCUUAACAACAUAGCUGUAGCAGACAUGACCGUUGUCUUUGUGGGGAGGACUCUUAGAUACCUGACAAGUGCUGUUCACAUCAUUACGCCACAAAAGGCAGGAGUCAGAAGUGGCAUGACGUGCAAAAUGACCAUGCAGGGGCAGAGCUGUGCGGGCUGUAGAUCUGGCCAUGGGAGUGCAUUCUGUUGUUUGACUUAGUACAAUGCAAUCUCCCCUGUUUCAGGACAAACAGCUUUAAACCUUACACAGAAUCAGUAAAAACUAUUACUACUUACAUAGAAGCAGUAAAAACUAUUCAUCAGGAUUUUUGACUGUGAUUACUCAUGUUACUGUGAAUGUCUUUGAACUAUCGUAACUUAAAAAUUGAUGUUAAUACUGUCUCUAAGGAGUACUCUUCUAAUAAAGAUUUCUUAACAUUUUGAAGCUCUUAGCAUUAUGUUAGAAUUGUAAUGAAACUGAGUUUUGAUCCUCUUUUAAUAAAAGUAACAAUUCAAAAGACACUUAAACAAAAAAAAAAGCCAUACGUUCAUUCUGUGGGCUGUGAUAGUGUGUUUUCAGUUCUUGUGUAUGUACAGUAAAUAUAAAUUAUUAUAAUUUGAUCAAAAUCAG
Molecule: messenger RNA, 3279 nt
Organism: Cygnus atratus (black swan)
Lineage: Eukaryota; Metazoa; Chordata; Aves; Anseriformes; Anatidae
Gene: D2HGDH
Product: D-2-hydroxyglutarate dehydrogenase
Exons: 9
Coding region: 138-1484 (448 amino acids)
Cellular component (GO): mitochondrion
Molecular function (GO): FAD binding; catalytic activity
Source: RefSeq, a predicted model, not a curated record